Molecule: messenger RNA, 2248 nt
Organism: Linum tenue
Lineage: Eukaryota; Viridiplantae; Streptophyta; Magnoliopsida; Malpighiales; Linaceae
Source: the annotation of a GenBank genome assembly
CCAGAACGGUAACUCACGCUAAACUUGGGGCCAAACUAGGGUAUUAACCCUAAAAUAAAAACGAAACUGACACAGUUGCCCUUAGAGGGACCCGAAAUUACUACCCCUUCGUCGUUUCUCGUUGCUCUCUUCCCACCCCGUCACGUCGACCAGGAGCAGCAGCCAUCGGCGACCUGCAUCCCAGCCGCGGCACUGGGCCACAGCCGCGGAUCGAAGAUCGCGAUAGAGCCGGGUUUCAAGGUUUGGGUUCCCGGAAAAAACCUCCAGCCGCGCGAGUUAGAAAUGAGGCCUGCUUCUUCUUCAGAUAGAAUCAAUAUUGCUGCUAGUGCUCGAAGACUGGAUGUCGACAAUCGGAUUUCCCUCAGAUUCUAUUACCGAAUCGCCGACAAUAUUCUUCGCCAGGCUGACAUAUUUCGACUCGAGAAGAAUGUAAUAGAUCUGUACAUCAUGCUUUUGAGGUUCUCAAGCUUGGUUUCAGAAACGAUACCACGUCAUCGAGAGUAUGGUUCAUCACCUCAGAAUAAAAAGGUGUACUUGAAAAAGAAAUUAUUGGCUUCCGUGGAAGAGCUUGAAAAAUUGAAGCCAGCAGUGCAACAGAGGAUCAACGAAUUGAACCAUCACCACACAUAUCAAGUAAAUGGCUGGUCCAAUAACCAUCAAAGUGAUGCAUCACAGUGGCCUCCUGUUAAAAAUGGAACUAUGCCUAGCUAUGAUUUGACAAAGGCGGUGAGACCAAUAGCUCAGGCAUCUAGUUUUGCAGGUCCUAGAACGCAGCAACUUUCCCUUUCCAGGCCAGUAGAAGAACAAUUCAGUAGAAUAUCCUUAAGCUUCCCACGCCCAAAGGAGGAGACUCUUUCAAGACAUUCUAUAUUCGGUCCAAACGGAUUAUAUGGAAACUGGAAGCCAUCUUCAAGUGAUAAAAGAGUCCAGUAUCCAAUCAACAUAGACCUAACGCCAGUUGAAAUUCCACGCUUGCAGCAUCCUGUGGCAAGUUCACUUAUUGUGGAGAAGGAGUCUAGCAUUUCACAACUUGGCAGCUUGGAACCAUCUAUAGGAAAUGGAUUACCACAUAAAUCAGAUUCUAGGACUUCAGAGCCUCUAAAUUCAAGUGCAGAAUUGACUGUUAUUCAGAGUGACGAAAGUCGGAACCGUAAAACAGUGGAACCUGUUGCAAUGAUUUCAUUCGAUACCCAAGACAUCCCCACCCAUACAGAUAUUGUUAGACAACCUUCUCCCCCAUCUGUACUGGCAGAAGUACAAGAUUUGACUCCAGUAACGUCUCCACAAGUUAUGGAGCCAGAUUGUAAAAUGGACAUUUCCGCACCUGAUCUUCGUUCAGAGUCUCCUCUUCAACUGCACAUUAAUGCUAGUUCUUCUGUUAUCCAGUCAAUUCUUAAUGUUGUGAAUGUUUUCCCACUUAUCUUGAAAUUUAGUUUGGUUUUCUGUAAGUUUCAGCACAUCAUGUCAACCAACAUGAUGGAAAGUUUCAUGAAGUUGGCUAAGAUUAAUACAGAUAAGGAUUUGGAAACUUGUGGUAUCCUUGCUGGCUCUCUUAAAAACAGGAAAUUUUAUAUUACCGCCCUCAUUAUUCCGAAGCAGGAAUCAACAACAAACUCUUGUCAGGCUACAAAUGAAGAGGAAAUUUUUGAAGUGCAGGAUAAGAGGUCCCUUUUUCCCCUUGGGUGGAUUCAUACACAUCCUACACAAUCUUGUUUCAUGUCAUCCAUUGAUGUUCACACUCAUUACUCAUAUCAGAUCAUGUUGCCAGAAUCUGUAGCUAUUGUCAUGGCACCACGAGAUUCUUCUAGGCAAGUAUAUCCUCAAUUCAGGAAACAUGGGAUCUUUCGGCUGACAACACCAGGAGGCAUGUCAGUGAUAAGGCAGUGUCAGCAAAGGGGAUUUCAUGCGCACGAUCCUCCUUCCGACGGCGGACCAAUCUACAAAGCAUGUACAGAUGUUUAUAUGAACCCUACCCUUAAGUUUGAUGUCAUCGAUCUACGGUGAUCUUUUGGCAUCGUAACUGUAUGAUGAUUGGAAUUCUUAGUUGCAUUCUUUCCUCGUAAGAAAGGUCAUGUAGUCAUUGCUUGUGAAUGCAAAAUCUGGAAAUCAGCAUUGAACCGAUACUAGAGCAGCUGCAACUGUGUAUACUGUACAGAACGAACUUACACAGACCAUCUUCGCUAUUAUGCCGCGAAUGUCAUUGGUUUACCAAAUUGAAAUGUGAUAUUAUGUGCAAUGCUUUCUACCU